AUGUUGUCGUUGGUCCAGCGCUCAUCGCUUAAGGCCCUCGGCCGCCAUCCAGCCAUCUCGGUUUCGUCAAGAAUGUUCUCUGAUAAGAUCACUGAUGCAUAUAAAGGGGUUAAGCCGCUUUCACAUGACAAUGGAAUGAAUGGCUACGUCACCAAGGCUUCGUUCGAUGAGCACAUGAAAUCGCAGAGAUUCCGUGGCGCUGAUGCUCACUUCGGAGAGAUCCCAACGGCAUGGCAGAAAAUGUGUCUCCUUAUCACAAGAGUGUAUCGGAAUACAAGCGAAAUUCCGGAUUAUGUAACAACUGGAACGCUUAAUCGUAUGCACGAUCGUAUGCGAAUUCUCUUCAUAUCUGCUGGUGUGGCGUGGUUUUUCGCUCUGUUCUACCUUUCCCACUACAAUAAUGUCAAGAGAGUUUUCCGCGAUCGUGAGGCUGGAGUCGUCGUGACACAAAAGUGA
Messenger RNA from Cooperia oncophora, 456 nucleotides. Lineage: Eukaryota; Metazoa; Nematoda; Chromadorea; Rhabditida; Trichostrongylidae. The record is from the annotation of a GenBank genome assembly.